Pseudozyma flocculosa PF-1 is the source of this 627-nucleotide messenger RNA. RefSeq lists its product as uncharacterized. The record is from RefSeq and is a predicted model, not a curated record. Bases 1 to 627 code for a protein of 208 amino acids. The transcript has a single exon. Gene Ontology annotation, molecular function: catalytic activity. Lineage: Eukaryota; Fungi; Basidiomycota; Ustilaginomycetes; Ustilaginales; Ustilaginaceae.
AUGUCGUCCCAUCACACCGGCACCCACAGCAACACCGGCACCCAUAGCAACACCGACACCAACACCAACACCAGCAACGACACGGUGCGCUUUUCGAGCUUCGACGUGACCUCGCAAGUCUUUUACCGAUCGUCGUGCGGUCAGAUUGUCGGUCUGGUCAACCUGAAACCCAUCGUACCGGGCCACGUCCUCGUGAUCCCCACGGUACCCUACCACCGUCUGAAGGAGGUACCGCCGCACCUCGUCGGCCUCCUGUUUACGGCUGUGCAGCAAGUGGCCACCGCGCUCGAAGACGUCUUUGGCGCCGAGGCCGUGACGAUCAGCGUGCAGGAUGGCCAGGCCGCCGGCCAGACUGUCGCGCACCUCCACGUUCACGUCCUCCCGAGGCGCACGGGCGAUUUCGUGGAAAACGACCGGGUGUACGAGCAUCUCGAGGCGUGGGGGUUCGACCGGGGCCGAGGCGAUGGCGACGGCGACGGCGAUGGGGUCAAGACGGAGGAUGGCCGCGGUGUAGACGCCGACGAGGUGCGCAAGCCGCGGACCCGAGCGCAGAUGGAGAGCGAGGCGCGGUACCUCGCUGCCUUCUUUGCCGAUGGCGUCUACGUGGCGCCGCGAGACCGAGAUUGA